AUGGCCUCGUGGCGGCUCGCUUACAAGAACAUGCCCGUUGACCUAAUCCUUGUUCGUCACGGAGAAAGUGAAGGGAAUCUAGCUCAGAAGAUGGCCCAACAAGGCGGUGUUCCCAACCCGUGGACCAGCGGCUUCCGGGCUCGUCAUAACUCCAAGUACCGUCUAACUGACAGGGGUAGGGCCCAGGCCGAGGCCGCGGGGGAGUGGAUCAAGGACCACAUUGGGGAGGCCUUUGACAUUUGUCUCACUAGCGAGUACAUAAGAGCGAUGGAGACCGCCGCAUAUCUUCACAUUCAGGAGGCGGAGUGGAGGACCGAAUUCUUCCUAAGAGAACGUGACCGUGGGGUGUUGGCCAACAAGUCCAAGCAGGAACGACGAAGAGAGCAUGCAGAUGAGAUAGAACGACAGGACCGGGAUAGUUUCUACUUCCAGCCCAGUGGAGGGGAAAGUAUCGCUAAUCUGUGUCUGAGGGUCGAGAGUGUGAUCAAACACCUUCAAAAAGGGAGUGCUGGACUGAGGGUCAUCAUAGUGUGCCACGGUGGGGUCAUCAAGGCCUUCAGGGCCCUGGUGGAGAGGAAACGACAGAUGAGGGCUUCGAAGUCCAUAGGAGCCGAUCUCGCCGGAGGAGAGUCCAUCCUCAUGAACCGACUUUUAAGGAGUAGUCUCAUCACCACGUCCCUUCAGAUCUACAACGGCAUGGUGAUCCACUACUCGAGACGGAACCCGACUACCGGGCUCAUCUCUGACAAUUACCAUUGGGUCCGGUGUGCCUGCCCGUGGAGGCCUUCCUUGGUCAACGAGAAUUGGAUUCAUUUUUCCCCUCACGUCCUUAGCAACGAUACGCUGUUGGCUGAAGUCCAGAAAGUCCCGCAGCUUGUGAACGAAAGGUUCGACCAAGCCUUGGGCCGGUACCCUCACGAGGAGCCCUCCUCCCCCACUAGCGACUACGCUGAGACUGUCACGGAGAGGCCCUCCAGAUGUAGCGACGGAGACACUGAUGACUUUAGGGCGAGGUCCUUGGACAUGAGCCCGACCGAUCGAGCCAUGCCCGAGUCGCCUUUCUACCAUGAACAGCGUUAUCCGUCCCUUUUUGCCUUGGGCUCACAGUCUUCCUCUGUGAUGGGACCUCACCUUAGGAGCUCUCUGUCCUCCUCUUUGGGCCAUAGGACCCUCGGGGACAGUCUGGGUAGCGUGGCCGAGGGUAGGCCGGCCCCCGUGGCUGAAUUGCUCAGAGGUCACGGCGGAGGUUCGGGCCACCAUCUCCGGAACGCCCGACUUGAUCUAGGUCAGCUGAAUAGAGUCGGUGAGUCUGGGUCCGAGGACGAUGGGUCUGAGACCGGUCCUGCUGCUGCUGCUGCUAGCGGCUCGGAUGGCCUCCGUCGGCAUCAAGCAUGA
This is a messenger RNA of Perkinsus marinus ATCC 50983, 1395 nucleotides long. Its product is annotated as 2,3-bisphosphoglycerate-dependent phosphoglycerate mutase, putative. NCBI's taxonomy places the organism in Eukaryota, Perkinsozoa, Perkinsida, Perkinsidae. The transcript is spliced from 12 exons. The coding region runs from base 1 to 1395 and encodes 464 amino acids. The record is from RefSeq and is a predicted model, not a curated record. Gene Ontology annotation, biological process: glycolytic process. Gene Ontology annotation, molecular function: intramolecular phosphotransferase activity.